AUGGACCGCAAGGAUGUCGGGAUCCUCGCCAUGGACAUCUACUUCCCGCCCUCCUGCGUGCAGCAGGAAGCACUUGAGGCCCAUGAUGGGGCGAGCAAAGGGAAGUACACCAUUGGACUCGGGCAAGAUUGCAUGGCCUUUUGCAGCGAGGUGGAGGAUGUCAUCUCAAUGAGUUUGACGGUUGUCAAUUCCCUGUUGAAAAACUACAAGAUUGAUCCCAAGUUAAUCGGUCGCUUGGAGGUUGGAAGUGAAACGGUUAUAGACAAAAGUAAAUCCAUCAAAACUUGGCUGAUGCAAAUUUUUGAGGAAAGUGGUAAUACUGACAUUGAAGGCGUUGACUCCAGCAAUGCAUGUUAUGGUGGGACAGCAGCCCUACUGAACUGUGUGAAUUGGGUCGAAAGUAACUCCUGGGAUGGCCGUUAUGGUCUUGUUGUUUGUACGGAUAGCGCGGUUUAUGCGGAAGGGCCAGCUCGUCCAACAGGAGGUGCUGCUGCUAUAGCAAUGCUCAUUGGUCCUAAUGCUCCAAUUUCCUUCGAGAGCAAAUAUAGAGCUUCUCACAUGGCUCAUGUUUACGAUUUCUACAAGCCUGAUCUUGCAAGUGAAUAUCCGGUUGUUGAUGGUAAACUAUCCCAAACAUGCUACCUGAUGGCUCUAGACUCAUGCUACAGACAGUUCUGCAACAAGUAUGAGAAGAUUGCGGGUAAACAAUUCUCAAUUUCUGAUGCAGAAUAUUUUGUGUUCCAUUCUCCAUACAACAAGCUCGUGCAGAAGAGUUUUGCUCGACUUUACUACAAUGACUUCAUGCGCAACUGCAGCUCUGUUGAUGAUGAUGCUAAAGAGAAGUUCCAGUCUUUUUCAAAUUUGACUGGUGAAGAGAGCUACCAGAGUCGCGACUUGGAAAAGGCCUCACAACAAGUCGCGAAGCACCUCUAUGACAUCAAAGUUCAGCCAUCGACUCUGCUUCCGAAACAAAUUGGUAACAUGUAUACUGCAUCCCUUUAUGCUGCAUUGGCAUCUGUGCUAUAUAACAAGCAUGAUGGUCUGAAUGGACAAAGAAUUGUGAUGUUCUCUUACGGCAGUGGCUUGACAUCCACUAUGUUCUCAUUGAGGCUAAACAAUGGCCAGCAUCCCUUCAGUCUAUCAAACAUUGCUUCAGUUCUUGAUGUCACCGAGAAGCUUCAGUCAAGACAUGAGACCUUGCCUGAGAAAUUCGUUGAGACACUGAAGCUGAUGGAACACCGAUAUGGCGCAAAGGACUUCGAGACGAGCAGAGACACGAGCCAGCUGCAGCCAGGCACGUUCUACCUCACCAAGGUCGACUCCAUGUACCGGAGGUUCUAUUCCCAGAAGCUGGCCGAGGAAACAUGCAGCGGCAAAACCAAGUGCUGCAACGGCUUCGCAAAUGGCCACUAG
This is a messenger RNA of Miscanthus lutarioriparius, 1413 nucleotides long. The record is from the annotation of a GenBank genome assembly. Lineage: Eukaryota; Viridiplantae; Streptophyta; Magnoliopsida; Poales; Poaceae.